Messenger RNA from Colletotrichum aenigma, 1128 nucleotides. RefSeq lists its product as uncharacterized. The transcript is spliced from 6 exons. The record is from RefSeq and is a predicted model, not a curated record. NCBI's taxonomy places the organism in Eukaryota, Fungi, Ascomycota, Sordariomycetes, Glomerellales, Glomerellaceae. The coding region runs from base 1 to 1128 and encodes 375 amino acids.
AUGGCGACUCCCUUCCAGACUGAGGCCUGGACAGAGUACGGUCUUGGUGUAAUUGUGAUUUUACUUCGAAUAUUCGCUCGCUGGAGAAUAAUCGGCUUCAAUUGGCAAGGGGAUGACUAUUUUGCAGUUCUGUGCUUGAUUUUCUGGACUUUAGAACUGUGUAUGCUGGAGCUCAUCGGUCAAAAUGGAACCAAUAUUGGGAUCACCGACGAAAUCGGCGCGACCCUGACACCCCAAGAAAUCGCCAAGUUCGAAUUUGGCUCGAAGUGCCUGCUGGCGGGAUGGAACUUCUACGUUACUCUGAUUUGGUGCUUGAAGGCUUGCAUUCUCUUCUUUUUCAGCCGCAUCACACUUGCGACAAGACAACAAAAGAUCGUAAAAUGGACUGCUAUCGCGACCAUUUUAGCGUAUUGCGGCGUAAUCGUUGUUAUCUGGGGGCAUUGUACACCCGUGCAAAGAAACUGGCAGGUUGUACCAUACCCAGGAGACGAGUGCACUUUGGCCGUUCCAAACUACUUGAGUUUGGUUGUUCUCAAUGUAACGACUGAUAUGUGCAUUGUUUCAAUUCCAUUGCCUCUUCUAUGGACGGUGAAGCUCAGUAUCAAACGCAAACUCGCCAUUGGUGUCCUACUGUGCUCGGGAGUUUUCGUCAUGAUCGCUGCCUUGCUACGCUGCAUUCUGUCGUUGAAAGAUAUUGACGGGAUCAAUGUCAGCACCAUCUGGGCCAUCCGAGAAACUUUUGUUGGCAUUAUCGCCGUGAACGCAGCUUGCAUCAGACCUCUUUUCUCUUCGGCUCACUGGCUCAGCUCGAGCAAGGGCAGCAGCAGCGGGGCCAUGAAGUACACCGGAUCAGGUGAUAGAUAUGGUCACCAGUUGGUCACGAUUGGAGGUGGCGGCCAGAGCACCGACCGCUCUAUGCCUGCAAAGAGAAGGCACAACAAGUACAACAUGACCGAGUUCGAUAACAACUCAAGCGAAGAACAUAUUGUCAAGUCUUCCGAAUCCGCCAACUGGCCUCAGGCUAGCGGUGACCGCGACGGAAGCUUGACAAGUAAGUCUAGUGGUCAGCAUGGUGGAAUCAUGGUCACAACUACGUACGAGGUAAAGCCGGCAGAAAGCCAACGAUGA